AUGCCUCCUCCUAGCGCUAUGUGGUCAGGCGCAGGCACCAGCACGUCCAGGCCUCGGCAGAUUGCAAGUUGGCUAGAGAUCUGCAAGGACGAAUCUGCUCCUAGUGGUCGAGUUGUGUCUUGGAAAUGUCGAAUGGAAGCAUAUGUAGCUCCAAGCUUGGGGCAAGCAAGCUGCAUCAAGAUGCAGUGCAGCUUCGGAAGAGCAAGCCUGGAUUUCACGGAAUUCGAGUAG
Molecule: messenger RNA, 231 nt
Organism: Fusarium venenatum
Lineage: Eukaryota; Fungi; Ascomycota; Sordariomycetes; Hypocreales; Nectriaceae
Source: RefSeq, a predicted model, not a curated record